This is a messenger RNA of Necator americanus (New World hookworm), 1791 nucleotides long. RefSeq lists its product as uncharacterized. The transcript is spliced from 3 exons. Lineage: Eukaryota; Metazoa; Nematoda; Chromadorea; Rhabditida; Ancylostomatidae. Gene Ontology annotation, molecular function: catalytic activity. Bases 1 to 1791 code for a protein of 596 amino acids. The record is from RefSeq and is a predicted model, not a curated record.
AUGAACGUUGAAAAACCGACGGUUCUGCGACGACCUGUGGUGAAAGCAAAGCUCGCCGUGGCAUGGUUGCUUAGUUUGGGGAAAAGUCUCCUUGCCACUCCAGCAUAUUCACUGCCUCAGUACCCUGCACACUGGGCCCUGCCGUCUCAGACGUCGGACGGUAUGGCGACCGGUGAGAGGCGAUCAAAUCUCAGACUGUGUACUUACAACGCGAGAACAGUUUCCACAGACGCUGACCUGCAUGCCCUUCUCGGAGCUGCAGAGGGUAUCAAAUUUCACGUAAUUGCUCUGCAGGAGACCAAGUGCAGAAGGAGCGACGUACGACAGAUGAAUGACGGUACACUCGUCAUUCGUGGAGAUAAGGUUCCGUCGCGAAAUUUAGGCAGUGUUGGUUUCGUUGUGCACCCAUCUGUCGUCCAUCUCGUCGAUUCUCACGAGAUCCUGUCACCUCGUCUGGCCAUUCUUCGCCUCCACCCUCUGCGCCAAAAAUCCAUCAGUAUCAUGAACUGCUACUCGCCAACAUCAGCAGCUGAUGAUUCCGAAUUGGAAGCGUUUUACGAGGAGCUGGAGGAAGUAGUCCGCAACGAGAAGUCCUAUUACAAAUUCGUUGUCGGAGAUUUCAACGCAAAACUAGGAAAGGCUACAGAAGAGGAAUACAGGAUUGGAAGAUUUAGACUAGGGGACCGGAAUGAAAAUGGCAAUCGUCUCGCCGGGUUGUUGUCCGCCGCUCGCCUCUUUCAUGGGAACUCUCUUUUCAUGAAAAAAGAUCAUCGUCGGUGGACAUGGGAAUCACCCAAUGGCGCGAUUCGUGCGGAGAUCGACCACAUACUCACCAACCGGAGGUGGUGUCUUCUUGACGUCUCAGUAGUACCAUCCUUUUGUAGUGGUUCUAAUCAUCGUCUCCUUCGUGCGAAAAUACGGCUUAGCCACUCGAUGGAAAAGAACGUCUGCUAUCGGCAACGAAGGAGAAAAGAAGUCGUCUUCGUCAAUUGCGUACCCGAGGGCUCCCUGUCCCAAGGUGACUGGCACAUCGAGGAGGACCCAAACGUGGACUACGUGAUGCUGCUCAGAGGAUUACGAGCCUGUGCUGAACGUGCCUCGAAGUCGCGCACGACAAACUUGGAUCGAAUUUCGAAGACCACCAAGGAAUUGUUGGGAAGAAGAAUGGCUUUGAAGCUUGAUCUGAAUGCAUCGCACAUUGAGCGGUUAGUAGCAAACACUAGCUGCAGAAAAGCGUUGCAGGAGGAUCUUUUGAAGUACAGGCAGAAGAAGAUUCUAGAAGCAGCACAAAGAAGAAAGAAGAAGUGCCGCAGGGAUCUCCGCGAAUAUAAUAUUCCGCUAGCAACCUUGCUGAGCGAAGAAGGGACUCGCACGUCUUCUCGUCGUGAGAUGGAAAUCAUUACGGAGAGGUUCUACUCGAACCUUUUCCGUUCAUCAACUCCUGUGUCAAGCCCAAUCAUCCCUACUGGCGAAGCUCCACCACGGAUUCUCUCUUCGGAAGUACGAGUCGCUAUCAACAGCAUGAAACCUGGCACAGCCCCCGGACCUGAUUUUAUAUCAGCAGACUUUCUUCGGGCUGGUGGCCAUCCGCUUCAUGUAAUCUUAGCAGCGCACAUGACAUCCUAUCUUCAGAAAGAAAGGAACCCAGACCAGUGGAAGACCUCACGAACCGUUCUUAUCCAUAAGAAAGGUGACCGAGAGGACCUUCGGAACUACCGUCCGGUAUCCUUGCUGAGCGUGUUAUACAAGUAUUCACCAAGAUCAUCCUCACGCGCAUAUCUAGGACGCUGA